UCAGAUGGUUUUACUAUCAGUUGAUUCUAACCAACACAGUACAAUCCAAACAUGAAGGUCCUUAUUGUUCUUGCUCUGGCCACUGUAGCAGCAGGUGACAAUGCUCCCAGAUACGGAUAUGCACCUGCACCAGCUUAUGCUCCUGCACCAUCUUAUGGUCAUGCUGCUCCUGCCUAUGCCGAUGAGACACCAGUCUAUGCCUUCAACUAUGGUGUAGCUGAUGAUUACUCUGGAGCUACCUUCAACCAUGGUGAGAACAGGGAUGGAUAUGCCACCUCUGGAUCCUAUUCUGUUGCUCUUCCUGAUGGCAGAAUCCAGACUGUCAACUACAAGGUUGAUGAUGCUUACAGUGGAUAUGUUGCUGAUGUUACCUACUCUGGAGAGACCAAGUAUGCUUCUGCUCCUGCUCCAUACAAGGCUGCUCCUGUCUACAAGGCUGCUCCCAUCUAUGCCCCUGCUCCUGCUUACGCUCCUGCCCCUGCCUACAACCCUUCCCCUGCCUACAACCCUGCCCCAGUCUACCAUGGAUAAGUUAACUCACUUCAGUUUAUUUAUUUAUUUAUGAAAUAAAUAAAAAUAAUACAACUUGCA
Molecule: messenger RNA, 591 nt
Organism: Eurytemora carolleeae
Lineage: Eukaryota; Metazoa; Arthropoda; Copepoda; Calanoida; Temoridae
Product: cuticle protein 7
Exons: 2
Coding region: 52-531 (159 amino acids)
Cellular component (GO): extracellular matrix
Source: RefSeq, a predicted model, not a curated record